CUUUUGACACUGACAACAAAAAUAAAUAUCGAUAAUCUUCAAAUGAACAUUUUUUUCAAAAUAUUUGCAUUUACUAAUGUCAGGUUACAAACGAGUUAGUUUUUAUGAGCUAUGUAGAUUAUGUGCUUCAAACACUCAAAAAGAAAAGACUCAUAUUUUCCAAGAAGAAGGAAGAAAAAUCCAACUUCAAAACAAGAUAGAAGUUUGCCUAGCUUUAACUGUCAAUGAAAAUGAUUUUUUGCCAAAAGUUGUAUGUUCAAAAUGUUUGCGUUCCCUUGAAACCUGUUAUGGAUUCAGACAAGAAUGUGUCCGCUCUGAAUCUAUGCUUUCCACUUAUUUUAAGAAUUUUAGAUAUACAGAGGAUUUCAAAAAAUCUGGGAAAGUAUAUAUUAAAGACAUAAAAAGUGGUACAGUAUUAAGUGCUGAACCUACUACCAGUGGAGGAGUCAAUACAGCACAGCAGACAGUUUCAGUGCCACAAAAUGUUAUCAUUAACAAGAAUCAUCAGAAUGUUGAACAAGUACCUUUUUACACCUUACAACUUCCAACUAUUGUUACAAACCCCAAUAUUGUUAGUAAACCACAAAAAUCCGCCGAAAAUUCAAAAUUAUCCCAAAAUCAAUUUGCCUAUAAUCUGAAUUUAAUAAACACCUCAAAUAUUAAAGGCAAUCUUCCAAAAGCUGAAAUUGUUAGUAAUGUUGUAGUAAAUUCAAAUGGGGAAGUUAUAAAUAUAGCACACAUGGGAGAUUUUGAAACAAUUCUAAACCAAGGAAAUGCUUUAAAAACUAAAAAUAAAUCUGCAAAAAAUAAACAUGUAAAUAAUGAAGAAAAUAGUAUUGUUCAAAUCGAUUUAACUGAAUCAGAUAAUUCUGAAUAUGACUUAGAAAGCAAUAGUACUAAAUUUAAUAAAUUGCCCCAUAUAAGAAGCACUCAAAAUCAUAAGUUUGCUUACUCUUUAAAAACAGAUGAGAAACCACAAAACCAAACAGUAAUUUUCCCCAUUUCAGAAUAUAGUCAAAAUUUUAAUAACUUUAAUUCCAGUAAUGUAGUUUAUACCCAACCAAAUCUAAAUUUUGUCAGUAGUACUUCAGCAAAUGUAAUAGCCAACACUGCCUCCACUGUAGAAAGCUCAGCUUUAAAUGUUAUAAAUCAGAAUUUGCAGGAAAUAAAUCAACCUGCUUAUACAAAUGUAAUAUCUGGAAAUUUACAGACUGAAUCAGAAAUAUGUAAAAACAACACUGACAUUACUAAAACAGAAAUAGAACAAAAUAUUAAUAACAAUUUAAUAGGUAGUUCAAAUAAUAAUACUCAGAAAACACAUGUGUGUGAGGUAUGCCAGAGGGCAUUUAAGAGAAGAGAGCAUCUUUAUCAGCACGUUAAGCUUCAUACAGGGUUUAGACCUUAUAUUUGUGAGCAUUGCAAUAAAGCUUUUAUGAGAAAGGAGCAUCUAUUACGACACAGUACAUUACACUCUGGUCAGAAAAAUUUUACAUGUCAAAUAUGCAAUAAAAGCUUCUCUAGAAAUGAUAAUCUAAUUAAACAUAGAAAAACUCAUAACAAACAGGCUAGUUAUACAUGUGAAUUAUGUCAUAAACAGUUUGUUAUGAAACACUAUUACAAUGCCCAUAAGUUAACUCAUGAUAAAUUUGUAUCUACUGUUUGGGGGCUUCUGAAGACAUAAUAAUUAUCUUAGACUGCAUAAUUUAUUAGAGUCUGUAUUACUUAUUUAUUUUUUAUUUAUUUUGUGUUCGUUAUUUUGUUAUUUAAUUAUUAUAAUUAGUUCUACUAACUGGUGAAAAAUUAAUAUUCUCAUAAAAAUAAUUAAAAUUAUAAUUAUCUGUUUACUGUCAAGCAGCUGGGUUGUUUAGAUGUUCCUACGACGAUAAACUACUAAUACAUUCAUUCAUAAUUAAGCCCUUUUUUAUUGCAAUCAUUCAAAUUGUGUUUAAUAUUAUGCAGACAGAGCUAUUGCAUUGGCUGCCACAUUAGAAAAAAGGAGACAUCUGCUAAUUUGAGUGGGGGUGGUUUGUGCAAGUAUGUUUAUCUGAG
Psylliodes chrysocephalus is the source of this 2049-nucleotide messenger RNA. Lineage: Eukaryota; Metazoa; Arthropoda; Insecta; Coleoptera; Chrysomelidae. The record is from the annotation of a GenBank genome assembly.